AUGUCAGAAGAUAAUAAAAAAACUCCAAACGAGGUUGGAGCUAAUGCGACUCCUGAAGCUUUAGCACAAAAAAGACGACUUAACAUGGAGUUUCAGGCAGAUCAAAAAGCAAUUGAGAUGAAUGAAAGUGAAUAA
This is a messenger RNA of Acaulospora colombiana, 135 nucleotides long. The record is from the annotation of a GenBank genome assembly. NCBI's taxonomy places the organism in Eukaryota, Fungi, Glomeromycota, Glomeromycetes, Diversisporales, Acaulosporaceae.